Messenger RNA from Telopea speciosissima, 3923 nucleotides. Its product is annotated as ATP-dependent RNA helicase-like protein DB10. The record is from RefSeq and is a predicted model, not a curated record. The transcript has 8 exons. Lineage: Eukaryota; Viridiplantae; Streptophyta; Magnoliopsida; Proteales; Proteaceae. Gene Ontology annotation, cellular component: cytoplasm; nucleus; ribonucleoprotein complex. Gene Ontology annotation, molecular function: RNA binding; protein binding; RNA helicase activity. Bases 413 to 3658 code for a protein of 1081 amino acids.
CUCUGUGGCCGCAGAUGAAUAUCUCCCAAACCCUAAUAUAAGCAGCCAUAGAUUUUCAAGGCUCAUUUGGAAGGGCAUUCGUCAACUCUCCCUCUCUGUCGAGAUCGAGGGUUCGAAUCGCUGUUAAGAUUCGAAUUAUUUGAUUUUCUCUCGGCAGCCUAAAUGGCAGAGGUCAGGGAGGGGUUUUUAGGGUUUAUCGUUUUCGUGUAGUUCAUCGCCAAAGCUACGCGGAAAUAGUGGAAGGAGUAUGUCUUCGAAAACCCUAAAAGUCUGGUUAUAACCGUCAAGCUUUUGUAGGUAAAGCUCUGGCCGUGCUCUACAUAGAGCAUAUUGGAAUUGGAAGCUAGGGCUGGAGAUUGAAUUCUUCUAUUUUGUCGGUUGAACCUUGCUACUGUGAUUAGAACAACUGUGAAUGGCUACUGCCGAGGCCGCUUCAGUUUCUUUGGGUCCUCGAUAUGCACCUGAUGACCCAACUCUUCCAAAGCCCUGGAAAGGAUUGAUUGACGGAAGCACUGGCCUUACAUACUACUGGAAUCCUGAAACUAACAUCACUCAGUAUGAAAGACCUGCUUCUUUACCGCCACCAUUGCCACCCGGCCCCCCUCCUGCAGCUUCUACUCCAAAGCUGGCUCCGAUACCCAUGGCCCGGACAAUGCAGGGUCAGCAAUUUACCCAAUCCAUGCAACAGCAGGGACAACAAAUAACCACAGUUGCACAACAGCCCGGACAACUACAGUCCCAGCAACCGGUCCAACAAUUCACACAGGCUCAACAGCAGGGUCCUCAAAUGCAACAAGCAUCGCAGCAACCUUCACAAAUGGUGCAAUCUGCACAGCAGCAUGGCCAGCUUAUGCAACAGCAGUUUAGGCAGCAGAUGUUACAGCCGUCUGUGCAACAAAUGCCUCAGCAGAUGCCACAAAAGCUGAGUCAACAAACUCCUCAACAUCAAGGGCAGCAAUUUUCACACCAGCAGCUACAGCAACUAUCAUAUCAGCAAACUUCACUUUCGCCAGGGCAACAAAUUUCACCGUCGCAGGCACAACAGGCUGUGCAUCAUCCUGGACCGCAGGUUUCACAGCAACAGGCACAGCCAAUACAACAUCAACAGGGCCAACAAAUUUCACAGCAGCAGGCACAGCAAAUACAUCAACAGGGUCACCUAUUCUCUCAUCCUCAAGGGCAGAAAAUGGGGUUUCCUAUUAGGGAUGAAACUGAAUUUCAACAAGGGAAGCAAAUCGCAUUUUCUCCAUCGCAGGUUCAGAACCUGCCUACUGGAUCACAUUCUGUUCAAGUUCCCCAGGUUGGCAUUCAGUCAGUUCAUGCACAACAAUUUGGUAAUUCUUCUAGCAAUACACAAGCUGCAUCUCCUUUGGUUCAGAUUCAGCAAUCUCUAACUGAUCAUAUGCACCGGCAACAAGUGAGGCAACAAAUGGGUGCUCCCAUCGAGAAUCAGAUGGGGCCAACAAUGAUGCAUAAUCAACAGUCUGGUGGACCUCCUGGUGGACUUAAAAUGGGGUAUGAAGAUCCUCAUGGAAGAUCUGGCCAUGAAUUUUACUUUAAUGCCAACAAGGAAGGCCCAGUGAUGGUUCCUCAGCAACCAAAGCUUGCUGCAAUCCCCACGGCACGGAAUCAGCAGGAAAUAAGGAUGGAUGGUGUUCCUCCUCAUAAUCUCAACCCUGGUCAUCCUGGGGGAUUGAAUAUUGUAGCGGGGCAUGUAAUGCCUAAUUUGUACAAUCAUGCUGCUGGUGUUCAAGCUUUUUCUAAUAGUGCAACAAUAAAACCUCCAAGGAUGGUUGGCUCCUCAGAUGUUGGAAAUCUCUCACCUGCUGAAGCAUACUGUCGACAACAUGAAGUUACUGCAACGGGUGACAAUGUUCCUGCUCCCUUCAUGACUUUUGAAGCCACUGGUUUCCCUCAAGAGAUACUCAGAGAGAUACAUAUGGCUGGCUUCUCUUCUCCCACGCCAAUACAGGCGCAGACAUGGCCGAUUGCAGUACAGAGUAGGGACAUAGUGGCCAUUGCCAAAACAGGUUCUGGGAAGACCUUGGGUUAUCUUAUUCCUGCAUUUAUUCAUCUGAGACAAUGCCGAAAUAAUGCUCAGAAUGGUCCAACAGUGUUAGUUCUGGCUCCUACACGUGAGCUUGCAACACAAAUACAAGAUGAGGUUAACAAGUUUGGCCGUUCUUCUAGGGUCUCUUGCACUUGUUUGUAUGGUGGAGCUCCAAAGGGCCCUCAGCUUAGAGAAUUGGAUCGAGGGGCGGAUAUUGUUGUUGCCACCCCUGGUCGGCUCAAUGAUAUCCUUGAGAUGAAGAAGAUUGACUUUCGUCAAGUCUCUCUCCUUGUCCUUGAUGAGGCAGAUCGAAUGCUUGAUAUGGGUUUUGAACCUCAAAUCCGCAAGAUUGUGAAUGAGAUACCUCCUCGUCGGCAGACACUCAUGUACACCGCAACCUGGCCCAAGGAGGUCAGGAAAAUAGCAGGAGAUCUACUUGUUAAUCCUGUUCAGGUGAAUAUUGGCAGUGUUGAUGAGCUUGCAGCAAACAAGUCCAUCACUCAGUAUGUUGAGGUUGUCCCACAAAUGGAGAAGCAGAGACGCUUAGAACAGAUUCUUAGAUCGCAAGAACGUGGGUCAAAGAUAAUCAUCUUCUGCUCGACAAAGAGGUUGUGUGACCAGCUUGCACGUGGUAUUGGCCGCAGUUUUGGUGCUGCUGCAAUUCAUGGAGACAAAUCUCAGGGUGAGAGGGACUGGGUUCUCAAUCAGUUCCGCAGUGGGAAAUCUCCAAUAUUAGUUGCCACAGAUGUGGCUGCUCGAGGGCUUGACAUUAAGGACAUCAGGGUUGUGAUCAACUAUGAUUUUCCCACGGGAAUAGGAGAUUAUGUCCACCGAAUUGGAAGAACUGGGAGGGCUGGUGCAACAGGAGUAGCAUACACCUUCUUCUCUGAUCAAGACUGGAAGUACGCAGCUGAUCUGGUAAAGGUUUUGGAGGGUGCCAACCAGCGAGUUCCACCUGAAGUGAGAGAGAUGGCUGUACGUGGUGGGCCCAUCAUGGGCAAGGGGCGGGGUGGGAUGGGUCGUCGGGAUUCUGUUGGUGGGCGUUUUGAUUCUGGUGGCGGGCGUUGGGAUUCUGGGGGUCGUGGUGGAUCAAGGGAUGGUGGCUUCGGUGCCCGGGGUGGGAGGAAUGACUUUUUUGGUGGAAGGGGAACCCGGGGCCGGGGAUUUGGUGGGCCUGGUGGUGGUCCAGUUGGUUGGGGAAGGCAUGAACAGGGACCACGUGAUCGUUACGAUAGUGUGAACGGGAGAGGGCGAUAUGAUAACAGAAGACCAGAUAAGUUUCGUAGAAGUUAUGGCAGGAGUCGUAGCCCGAGCAGGAGUCGUAGCCCAAGCCGAAGUUGGUCCCGUAGCAGGAGCAGGAGCAGGAGCAGAAGCAGGAGCAGGAGCAGGAGCAGGAGCCGUAGCCGAAGUCGUAGCUAUGAAAGAUAUGAGAGGUCACGUGGACAGAAUCGUGACCUUGGUCCUAAAGAACCGGAAUAUGAUGCUGUCCCUGAAGAAUCGAGGAUGUCCCCCAUGUCCCCCGGAGCAACACAAGGUGGCUCAAACUUGGGAAUUGAGCCUGCAAUUCAGCUGCCAAUAGCUGAUGGCACUGGGUCUGGUAUCCCAUGAUUGUAGGUGAGCCAAGUUACCAGCCAGCUACCAAACUGUAAGGUGUGCUACAGAAGAAUUUUUGCAGUUAGUUCUCUUUGGUUCUCUUACUGCUGUAUGAUGGUGGUCUCUUUGGUUAUUGUGGCAGCAGUGAAGUCAGAUCGGAGGGUAGCUCGUAUGUGAAAGAAUCAUCAUAGGUUAUCUUGGUUUUUCAUUUUAUUGAAGGAACUGCUGUGGUAAUCAGCAGGGUUUUCUGGUGCUUGUUAGUUUGCACACUUGACUGAGA